AAAUCUUUCUAGCGGAGGAUAUAUUGAAAUAAAUGAAUGCAUGAAGUAGCGAAUUUUAAAACGUGCCAAAGAUCACAUUACUUAUUGACUAUUGUCUUUGUAGACUGUUUUAAACGAAUUUUAUUGUUUAUACCGCUUUGAAGUCCUUUAAUGCAUUUGAAUUCAAGCGACCUAGGUAUACGAAUACACUCGCUAGGCAAGCGUUUCCAAUACGUACUUAUACUGGUAUGUUACGCUCAGUGAGCAAACGCGAGAUUAAAUGCAUACUUAAGAAGUAGAAGUAAAACUUAUGGCAACUAGAAACUUAUCUGUGAUAGCCAGAAACCAAACAGAUGGAUAUUUCUACCCUGGCUAUGUAGCGGGAUCAGCCCCGACCACCAAUUGUGAUAUUGAAGAUGACCGAGACGUGGGGUUUCUCAACCUACGGCCGCAGACAGUGCCCGCAGUUUACGUCAUUACUCUAGGAGGAGCCGUGCCAUGGCCGGAACUGAGGCUAUGGGACUACGUUCUGACGGAAGUGCGCUCGCGGACAGAGAACAUAGAGCGGUAUAUUCCCGGCAGGGUGGUGAAACUUCCUAUUCUCCCAACUCUUGCCAACAGAUUCUUCACCAUCCGGCUCUUCAACGGAAGAAAGGUUCAAAAAAGACGACGUCAAGUAGUCAAGAUAGGGAGAGAAAAAUAUAUUGACAUUGUGAAGACUAUCAUAGAUAUACACCGCGGUCGGUCAUUGGCAGUAUCAGCUCCUAAUGUAAGUCAGGAAGUGGAACCGGAACACAGACGCUUUCAAAAUAGAAAAGUUCAAGUACCAAACUCUUGGUCCGCAAUGUCAUCAGCAUGUUUGACAUCAUCACGGGGCAGUUUUUCUUCCCGCUUCUGGUCUGCAAGAGGAGACAUGAAAAACAAACGACCGUUUGUAACUCGUAGCGCGCACACAGACAGGGGACACAGCCGCAGAUCGCUACGAAUACUAAAAGAAGUAGCCAACCUUCAAACCGGCGCUUCAGCAAGUGCAUCUUCGACGAAUGUUUCACAGAAAAGUUCAUCCAAUUUAUCCAAAACUAAGUCAUACUCGAGCGAAUCUUUUGUAAAAUCUAAAAAAUCGUCUGGAUCGCUUGACUCAAUAACUUCGUCCUCGUCGUCUGCCUCGUCAUCGAGACCAUCUACCGCAUUAAGCCGAGGAGCAAAAAACGAAAACAGGUUUAGUGACAGGAACAGAAACAACAGAAAGGAGGAGUUAGUGUCUGGACUCGAAGUGCUUGCCAGGUGGAGGGAUGAUGGAUGGUUCUACUAUGGACGUAUUAAUGGCCGGGCGGCCGAAGGCGGGUACGAGGUCAGAGACGUGACGGGUCACGUUGAGAACAUCAGCAGAGACGACAUAUUAUUGGAGGAGGAGAAAAUAUUCCAGGCAAUUCAGCCUGGUGACUAUGUCGUAGCUCUUCAUCCCGACUACGUCUACAGCUACGCUCCAGCUCGAGUCGAGAGCGUGUACAGCUACGGAGCAAACGUCGUGUUUUAUGAUGAUGCAACGCGAAAUCUACCUUGGCAAGAACUUUACAAGAUCUCAGCGCAAAAAUAUGAUCAGAGUGUCCAGUAUAUACGGGAAUGUGAGGAUAGCUUGUGUAACUCAAAAGCUGUUGUAUGGGAUAGGAUCACCGGCUAUUUCAGAUUAAAUGACGUGGAGUCUCCUGCAGGUCACCAGGCGUUCUUCCUUCCCCUACAGAACGGGAGUUACGUAAAGCAGCGUGCGGUCCAUAUCUUCUCCGUGGAACAGCUUAGAUCCAUAACAAGAGGCAGACAGGCAUGGAAUUACGUAUUGGGUCCUGUUGACGGAAGCUGCACCUUGUAUCUUCCCGCUCAGAUAACAGGUCCACAUCCACUUUCUCGACCAAGCAGCAGAGCGGAAACGCCACUGUCCGCUCCAUCUUCCCGGCCGGGAAGUAGGCUUGAAACAUCGAUGACCAACAAUAAUUCGCGACCCUGCAGUCGAACUGAUACGUACUUUGAUACGCCCGGGCAAAGGGUUGCUGAUUUCACAUACUCUCUGAACUUCUGUAAUGGUUCUGUAACAACGCUAGAGACCCUGGAUUUUUGUUACUACCUGAACGCAGAUUAUUACAAAUUCGCCGUCAACUUCUACCAGCAGAACCACUAUUCGUCAUAUGAAGAAUUGAAUAAACAUUUCUGAUUUUCCAUCAAUAUAUUCUUAUUGAUGGACUUUGUGUUUAUCCUCACUCACUAAAGUAUAUUCUAAAGCUGUUUGUGUUGUCAAUGACAGUACAACUGUGAGUAAAGUUUUUACGACAAUAAAAUCGGAAAACAUUA
Mya arenaria is the source of this 2322-nucleotide messenger RNA. RefSeq lists its product as uncharacterized. The record is from RefSeq and is a predicted model, not a curated record. The coding region runs from base 290 to 2185 and encodes 631 amino acids. NCBI's taxonomy places the organism in Eukaryota, Metazoa, Mollusca, Bivalvia, Myida, Myidae. The transcript is spliced from 12 exons.